Messenger RNA from Chenopodium quinoa (quinoa), 2287 nucleotides. RefSeq lists its product as uncharacterized. The coding region runs from base 742 to 1959 and encodes 405 amino acids. Gene Ontology annotation, cellular component: membrane. The record is from RefSeq and is a predicted model, not a curated record. NCBI's taxonomy places the organism in Eukaryota, Viridiplantae, Streptophyta, Magnoliopsida, Caryophyllales, Amaranthaceae. The transcript is spliced from 7 exons.
AUCAUGAUUGGAUGCGUUAUACCUGCUACCUAGAUUACUUCGACAAAUUUAGUACUCGGCUUAUUUCAACCUACUAUCUGGUCGACUGACUUUGAUUAUGAACCAACUCAAUUAUGACUCAAUAUGUUUCAACCGCUACUCGAUUACCCAACUUAUUUAUAAUCCAAUUCAAUUAUGACCUAACUUAAUUUGAUUUGAACAAGAUUCACUUUAACCUGCUUAAGCUCGUUUCUAAUCCAAUAUGAUUCGAUUAGCCCCGAAUUUAAAGCACAAAAAAAAUUAAAAAAAAUUAAUAAAAAAAAAAGAUAAGAAAAGAAAAAAAGAAUUAAUAUUUCUGUAAAAAAAAAAAAAAAUCUAACUCAAAUCAAUUCACUAACCAUAUGGAUCUGUUAUAACCCGACCUGUUUUAACCCAUAAUUCAAUUAACCAUCGUUAAACCGAACUGUUAGACUAAAAUUUACGUGUCAAAAAAACAAAUAAACAAAUUUAGCCGGAGACAAUGGUGAGGAGAGCAAAAAGGUAAAACAUUGAAACUAAUUAAAUUAAUGUCCGAAAACCAAAAUAAGAAAAACGUGAUGAAUAUUACAGACCGAGUGAAAGAUAUUUUCACAAUUCACACUCAAGUCCACAUACAAAAUCUGACUUCUUUCCCCCAAAAAUCAAAUCAAAUCAAUUCAAAUAUUACAAAUCAUAAAUCAAUAAUCAAAACGUAAAAGAGUAGCAGAGAAAAAUCAGACAAAAAUGGCUUCAGUAGCACUAUCAAGCUCAAGCAGCAGCCAUCCAUGGCAGUUAAUCUUAAAAACACACACCAAUUCUACACUCUCAUCUUUCUCAAAUUCGUUCAUUUCUCUCUCUUCAUUUUCAUCUUCUACAACAAAUUCUAAAGCAUCCAAAAAAUACGUUUACAUUUGUAAGUAUUCUGCAAAUGAUAAUCGAGAAAAGGCAAUAGUGGUUUCUCAACCGAUUAAAUCCCAUGAAUUUCGGGUGUUGUCUCGAAAGCGAUCAUUGUGGCGUAGGAUCUUUUUCACUUCUAAGAAAGUUCGCGCCAUUAUUUUGCUUAAUGUCAUUACUGUUAUCUAUGCUAGUGACAUUCCAGUUCUGAAAGAAGUCGAGGAACUUAUGGACCCUGCGACUUUCAAUGUUGUUAGAUUUACUCUUUCAGCUAUUCCCUUUCUACCAGCUGCAUUUCAAGCUAGACAUGAUGCUCACAUCUGCAAGUCAGGAGCAGAAUUGGGUUUAUGGGCCAGUUUAGGUUAUCUUUUGCAGUCACUUGGGUUGCUUACAUCUGAUGCAGGACGUGCAUCUUUUAUCUCUAUACUUACAGUGAUUGUGGUUCCUUUGCUUGAUGGUAUGUUGGGAUCAGUGAUUCCACCUCUUACAUGGUUUGGUGCCAUCAUGUCGGUUGUAGGGGUUGCUAUGCUUGAAUCUACUGGGUCUCCGCCUGAUUCAAUCAUUUUUCAGGUUGGAGAUCUAUUUAACUUCCUGAGUGCAGUUUUUUUUGGCAUUCAUAUGUUGAGAACUGAAAGAAUUUCAAGAUGCACAAACAAAGAGAACUUCAUACCGCUCCUUGGAUAUGAGGUAUGCGUUGUUGCACUAUCAUCAAUGAUCUGGUUCUUCUUCGAAGGUUGGUUUGGUGAAAGUGUUAGACCUUGGACAUGGGAUUUGUUUUGGGCUUCAUUGGUCUCAUUUCCUUGGAUACCAGCAAUAUACACAGGAGUGUUGACAACCGGGUUAUGCUUAUGGGUAGAGAUGGCUGCAAUGAGAGAUGUAUCAGCAACUGAAACAGCAAUUAUUUAUGGAACGGAACCUGUUUGGGGUGCAGGGUUUGCUUGGUUCCUACUUGGUGAAAGAUGGGACACUAUUGGAUGGAUUGGUGCUGCUCUUAUCCUUGGUGGAAACCUAGUUGUUCAUAUGUUUGGGUCUUUAUCAUCUACAGAUUCUGGCAGUAGAGAGGGGUGAUCUAGAUUAGGCCUCAAAUUUUAGAUCUGGAAUGGUAGAUCACACUAUUAUAAUGUAUCUAAGAUGUGCAGUGUAUGUAUAGAAAGCACCAUAGCUUUAGUGUACAUAAACCCGAUACAUAAGUACAUAACAGUUAAAGCGAAAAUAUGUUGAUAUCCUUCAUCUAAGCCAGUAGCCAACUGCAGUGCUGCCUUAAGUUUCGAAGUUUGGCAUAUUUAUAAUUUUUUUUGUGUUUAGUGUUGUGGAUAUAUAAUCUUAUUAAAAUGUAUAGAUAUGAAUUUGUUACAAUUUUGAAAUUUGGCAUAUAUACAGCUAUUUACAUACUUCA